This is a messenger RNA of Aspergillus aculeatinus CBS 121060, 1175 nucleotides long. RefSeq lists its product as uncharacterized. The transcript is spliced from 2 exons. The record is from RefSeq and is a predicted model, not a curated record. Bases 394 to 978 code for a protein of 194 amino acids. Gene Ontology annotation, cellular component: nucleus. Lineage: Eukaryota; Fungi; Ascomycota; Eurotiomycetes; Eurotiales; Aspergillaceae.
CUCGUUGGCGCAAGCAAAGUGAUUUGUCGAUUGACUGGACAUCGUCUGAAACUCACAGUUACUCAGUAGCAAGGCGCUCAGUCAUUACGGCCAGCAACAAGGAGAUAGCCUAUGGUCAAGCCACACUGCCUCCCUUGAACCUCGAAAAACAUUUUCCAUCCCCGCGGAGAAGCCGAAACACCCUUGCCGCGAGGGUCGAUACUUUAAUUACCUUACAACCCUUCCAGAAUGUCGUCCGGAUUUGUAUCCGCAGGGACAGAUCAAGAGCCCGUCGAGCGCAAUGAUGAAUGGCACCGAGUGCAGCAGGAGCUCGAGGAGGAACGCAGGCGCAAAGCAGAGUUGGGAAAACAGGAUGGAGGGAAGAGUCUGUUUGAAGUACUGCAGCAGAACAAGAUGGCCAAGCAAGAAGCCUUCGAAGAGAAGAUCAAGCUGAAGAACCAAUUCCGAUCGCUGGACGAAGAUGAGGUUGAAUUCCUGGACUCGAUAUUGGAGUCGACGCGAGCGAAAGAGGCCGCCGUGAAGAAGGAGACUGCCGAAGGUCUAGAGUUGUUCCGUCGCCAGCGGGAAGAGGCAGAAAAGACCCUUCUCGAAGAUACAGCUGCCGACGUGGUUCCGGCAGCGGAGGGAGAGGAUUGGAAACUGCCUGCGCGGAAACGACGACGCGAGAAGAGCAAGGACCUUCUUUUCCCCGGGAAAAAACGCAAGUCUUUGAGUGGCGACUCCGCAGGAAGCCCUAAAGGCGAGCAGGCACCCCCAACUACCUCCAAAGAGCCUCGGGCGGAUGAAUCACUGCCAAAGUCUCAAUCAACUCACAAACUCACCGAAACGCAAAAGCCCCUGAGUGCUGCGGAAAGUGCUGUCAGCCCCGGGGAACCCGUGGGAAAGAGUCCGAGCACGAACUCGCCAGCCCAGAAGCCAGCUGCAAAUUCAUCGUCACUGUCUCUCGGCCUGGCAGGUUACAGUUCAGACUCGGAAUAAACUCGAUGUUCUCUGGGUGAAUAUCAUGGCUAUCUGUAUAGCCUAUACGACUCGACACUCCCCCCUAAUAGUUUCGUGAUGCUUGCCAUGGCUUGCAUUUACCCGCAUAGCAGGUGAUGUCUAAUUGAAAAUCAAGAAAUUCUGCUACAGAGCAUCGUCAGAAGAUUAUAGCUUCAAGAGUCAAAGGACAAAUGCCC